GGGUUAAACUUUAUGGCCAGAUACAUGAGGCCUCCAAACACGUCUUUGUUCGUCAGAAACAUCGCCGAUGAGUCCAGAAAAUGUAAAAGCAUCCAGUUGUGGAACCGGCCACAAAGAGUAACAAAGACCUGUAUAGAGUAGCUGUAAAGACAAGUCACACAGACCUUCAGGAUCAGAGGGAGGGAAAAGGUUGAAAAGAGAAAGUAAAGCAUGAAGAGGAAAAGGGAACGGAGACAAAGCUUGGAUAUGGCGGCAAAGAAUGGGGAAAAGAAAAAGAGGUUUAAAAGUCGAGCAGGAAACCCGAGUCUCUCUGGGAGUCGAUAAAAGAAUGUAAAGAUCAAGAUGAAGUUCAAAGUCAAGCAAAGUAUAUUUGAGGAUGUGCGUGAUGCGGAGGACGCUCUCCACAGCCUGGACAGGAAGUGGGUCUGCGGCCGGCAGAUUGAGAUCCAGUUUGCCCAGGGAGACAGAAAGACACCGAACCAGAUGAAGGCAAAGGAACGACAUUCUCCGGGCAGAUCCUCCCGAUACGACGACUACGAUCGAGACGGCCGCCGCAGACGUUCUCGCAGCCGCAGCUACGACAGAUACAGAUCACGCAGCCCGUCUUACGAUCGCCGCCGCAGACGGUCUGAGAGUCCUCGAGAAUCUCGUGGUCGCGUGUAUGGAAGAGGGCGGAGCCGGAGCCGUGAGGACGACAGGUACAGACAGAGGCCUCGGAGAGAGUCCAGAGGCAGAUCCAGAUCGCGCUCCAGAUCUGCGUCUCCGAGAGAGAACGUCAACCCGCCUUCGACCUCCCACUACACCGAGGAGGAGGUACGACGGACACACUCCCCCUCCCACUCCAGAUCCCGGUCUGUAUCAAGAUCACGCUCUCGCUCGCGCUCUCGGUCCCGGUCCUGGGCCGGACGCAAGUCAGGAGGACGCUAGAAAGUGUCUGCCCCCCUCCCUCCCCCUGACCCGUCGUUCAGUCAGAUGGACCCGAGCUGGUCAUUUGUUUUUGACAUGAAUGUAACGUCCACUGAAUCAUUUGUAGAGAGCUUGUUUAAGAACAACGCUGGUCCUUUGCUUGUUUUUAUAAAAUUGUUUUGGUGAUAUUUCCUGAUAGGAACGUGACAGUCGGCGGUUUCUGUGUUCAGUGGUAGUCGGCCAGGAAUAAUCUCUCUUUUUUUAUAUACAGUUACUGAUGACUUUGUUUUUUAAACCCUAUGCACCCGUUUUUUGCAAAGAAAGAACAUCCAGUAUUUUAAAAGGAAUCCGGUCGAGAGCAGCAUUUCUGUGUCUUUAUCACAUGCCAACACGUAAUAGACUUUCUACAUCACAAGUGUGGAUCGCUCGUUUUUCUCCACAAGAAUCAAGUGGGAACCUGCUGGAGAUGAUCCAUCACGUCGAACGUUAUCGAGAUAAUCUUCGACUCUUAUCGGUUACAGAAUCAUCGCAGGUGUUUGAGCUGUAGGUGACGACUGAAUGGAAAAGCACAGAGCUGCAGCGGAGACAGAUGGAAGCAGACAUGAUGUUCACUGUGAUGAAUUCAGCUUCAAGUCACUUUGAGUCGGUGGUUUUUAUAUUAUAAAUGAAACUCGUGGCUGCCUGCAGAAGAGUAAGGACUACGGUCUGUGUGGCAGUUGUUGAGUGGAGGAUUAAAUUCACAGAAAUGCUGCUUGGUGCUUUACAAGUGUUAAAAUGUUGUCGACCAGUGACUUUAACCACGAGCUGUUUGAACUGUACAUUGAUCUGUUUUAGUUUUGUGGUGUUUUCUGUCAGUAGACCUUUUUCUAAAGGUAUUUCAUAUUGGAACAUUUCUUCUAAAAUGGCGUCUGAGCGGAGGAGCAGACGUCUGUCAUCGCUGUUUACACGACUGUGUUGAUAGAUUUUCUGAAUGAAUCUUGUCACUGCAUGUUUUAUCCUCCUAAUCUUCUACCAUUAGAGGGAAGAAACUGUUAUUUUGAGUAAUAAAUUGAUAAUGUUCAGUA
Seriola dumerili (greater amberjack) is the source of this 1970-nucleotide messenger RNA. Its product is annotated as serine/arginine-rich splicing factor 10-like. Bases 343 to 927 code for a protein of 194 amino acids. The transcript has 6 exons. NCBI's taxonomy places the organism in Eukaryota, Metazoa, Chordata, Actinopteri, Carangiformes, Carangidae. The record is from RefSeq and is a predicted model, not a curated record. Gene Ontology annotation, molecular function: RNA binding.